CAUUUUGCACAGUGAAGACGGAUAGAAAGAGUUGACACAGCUUCUCCCUGUAAUUUCGGCUCUCCAGCAGCCCUUUGCCAUCAUGGCCUUGUCUGGCUUCCAUUUCCUGAGUUUCAGGGCUUUGUUGCAGCAGAACCUUUUCUGGGCCAGCAAGUGGAGAGGAAAAGAUUGCCAAGGGAUUAUUUAAAAGCCUAAGCAGCUGAGGAGGAGGAGGAGGAGCCACGGGGACACUGCACUUCCACGUCUGCCAGAUGCCAAAUUGGCGAGGAAGUUGCAGGGCUGAGCGGGAGCUGCGUCUGCAGACUGAGCGUGUGUGGCGGCAGCGGAGGGCGGAGAGAGCGCCUGGGCCACCCAAGCGGCGGCUGUCCCCGGGCAGCGCUGAUCCAGAUGUGCAGCUGCCAGCUCAGAGGCGAGAUCCUGGGAUGGGAACUGGCAGGAGCUUCCCGUCUGCUGGAGUGGUGGUGCUGAGGGAACGUGGCUCAUUAACCCCGAGGAUGGAGCUGCUCUGAUACUUGGCAAACAGCUGCUUUCUCUUUCUCCGGCUGGGAUGCAGAGCCUUGAAAUGUGUGCCCAGGAGCAGACAGGACCAUGGCGUUCUCCUUUGUAUUAGGACAGGCUCUCCCCCUCCUCUCAGGAAGGAAAAGUACUCAGGCAGAGUUGGGGACCUAGUUUGCUGGGACAACCUGUGGAAACGGCUCUCUCUUGAGUCAAACAGUGGACGAGGGCACAGGCUGCUCUUAUUUUGCUCUUCUGUGGCCCAAAUUCUGUAUGCAAAAGGCUUGGGCGGUGCCAUAGAGGUUGUGACUGGUGUAAGAAGAACCCAAAGAGAGGCUACCUGGGAUGGUCUAUUCCAAACACUUGCCCGCAUUUCCAUGACUAAGUUGGUCUCUGCAGCACCUGGAGAACUGUGAGGGUUCCCAGAGGAAGAUUUGAGAAGCCAAACACUUUCUCAGCCAGCUUUCCCCCCUGCCUUUUUUUCUGCUGCAAGAGAGACACAGGCCAAGUGACCCUUCCUGGCCUCCCCUCCCCUCUCAUGCCCACCAUGAAGUUUUCGCUGCGCUUCUGGUUCCUCUCCACGGCUUUCCUGCUCGUCUUCAUCAUGUCCCUCCUUUUCACCUACUCCCACCACAGCAUCGCCUACCUAGACCCCAAUGGGCUGAACGGCAUCCACCGGGUGAAGCUUGUUCCAGGCUAUGCUGGUAUGCAGCGCCUCAGCAAGGAGGGGCUCUUUGUGCGGAGCUGCACCUGUCACAGGUGCAUGGUGGACGUGAGUGACUCAGAGUGGUUCGACACCCGCUACGACAGUAACAUCUCCCCAGUGUGGACCAAAGAGAACAUGGACUUGCCGCUGGAUGUCCAGAGGUGGUGGAUGAUGCUACAGCCACAGUUCAAGUCCCACAACCUGAAUGAAGUCUUGGGGAAGCUCUUCCAGAUUGUCCCUGGAGAGAACCCAUACAGCUCCCAGAACUCACAGCCGUGCCGCCGCUGUGCUGUGGUUGGCAACUCGGGCAACUUGCAAGGCUCUGGUUAUGGCAGGGAAAUCAAUGGGCAUGACUUCAUCAUGAGAAUGAACCAGGCCCCUACAGUGGGCUUUGAGGCAGAUGUUGGGAGUAGGACAACCCAUCACUUCAUGUACCCAGAAAGUGCCAAGAACCUGCCGGCCAAUGUUAGCUUUGUUCUUGUGCCCUUCAAAGCCCUGGACCUGCUGUGGAUGGCAAGCGCCUUGUCGACGGGCCAGAUCCGAUUCACUUAUGCGCCCGUGAAGCCUUUCCUUCGGGUGGACAAAGACAAGGUUCAAAUCUACAACCCAGCUUUCUUCAAAUACAUCCAUGACCGAUGGACAGAGCACCACGGACGCUACCCUUCCACGGGGAUGCUGGUCCUGUUCUUUGCCUUGCACGUUUGUGAUGAGGUGAACGUUUUUGGGUUUGGGGCAGACAGCCGUGGCAACUGGCACCAUUACUGGGAAAACAAUCGCUAUGCAGGAGAGUUCCGGAAAACUGGGGUGCAUGAUGCUGAUUUUGAAGCCCAUAUCCUUGAUAUUCUGGAGAAGACAAACAAGAUUGAUGUUUAUCGUGGCAACUGACCCCUCCAGGCUGCUUUGUUCCAGCACUGACUUGGUGACUGGCCUGCAGGGCAUGAUGGGCCAGGUGGUGUGGCCGGCUACCUGUUGGGCCUGGGCAGAGCACUGGGUUUCCCCUGAACCCAUCAAGAUGGACCCUGGGAAACCUGCACCCCAGGGAGGCCCCAGGGAGCAAAUGAGGUACACUGUUUCUGAAAGCAAUUGCAGCAGAAAGAUACUCUCAAAGGGGAGUGAAGGAAGUGUGUGUGUUUUGUUGGUCCUCUCCGCUCAAAUCAAGAGGAUUUUCAAAUAGAACAAAUCAAGUUUUGAGGAUGUAGCACAGGCAUUCCACCUGGUGGCUAAAAGGAGAUACAUUGCUACACAUUUUCUUUCUUUGAAUGAAGUAGAAAGGGGUGCACAAAAGCAGCCAAAGGAGGAGGAAAUCUACCUGGUGGCUGGCCAGGUUUGGCUGCUCUUUGACCAGUUCUCAGAGGUCUGCCCUUCUGAGUCUGCUGGGAAGCCUGGACACUGACUGGUUGCUAAGAGCGAGGCACUGCAAGGCUGCCUUUGAAGCUGCAACUGGAAGAAGCCUUUACAAUCCAGAGAGACUCCGCUGUUGUUAUUU
Molecule: messenger RNA, 2687 nt
Organism: Podarcis raffonei (Aeolian wall lizard)
Lineage: Eukaryota; Metazoa; Chordata; Lepidosauria; Squamata; Lacertidae
Gene: ST3GAL2
Product: ST3 beta-galactoside alpha-2,3-sialyltransferase 2
Exons: 7
Coding region: 1034-2086 (350 amino acids)
Molecular function (GO): beta-galactoside (CMP) alpha-2,3-sialyltransferase activity
Source: RefSeq, a predicted model, not a curated record